GAAAAAAGGAAAUUGUGAUUUGUUACCAAAUAAUUUCUCAUAUAAAUCCCGGUGAAUACCCUUUUUUCAGGGAUUUUGUCUUCUUGCUCGUCGACACCAUUGCAGGUCGAGAUGUGGACGUUAUAAUAAAUAGAAAAUGAACAACACUUCUGCAGGGCCACCCUCAAAUGCAGCUAGAGUACGAGGAGCAUCACAACCUUCGGAAAGUUCACUUAAAAGGAAACGUGCCAUGUUUCAGAAAGACCUGCAACGCAUGAUGUAUGGUUUUGGAGAUGUUAUCAAUCCAAUUCCAGAAACUGUGGCACUUGUGGAAGACAUUGUGGUGGAUUAUGUCACUGAUAUGGCGCACAAAGCUCAGGAUAUUGCAACCAAAAGGGGGAAGCUUUUGACAGAGGACUUUCUGUUCUUAAUUAGAAAGGAUUCGGCGAAACUUAACCGGUGUAGAGAACUGUUGUCCAUGCAUGAGGAUCUGAAAAAAGCUCGAAAGGCUUUCGAGUUCGAUCAAGAGGAAUUGGCACACAUGAGUGAGGGCGAAGUAUGAAGUAAUGAUGUUACUUGAGAAUGCCAAAUUGAGUGGGCACCAUAGGACCAGUAUACAAUUUACCAACACAGGAGUAAUUAGCUGCUUCUCCUUACUUUCCUCUAGCACAAUAGAUGGCUGAGUCACCUUGUAGUUGCUGCGCUUAGAGCUGUCUAGUCUUUGUUCAAUUACCUAUCUUCUUAAAACAUACUUUCCUCUAGGUUACGAGUGCAAUGUUGAUAGUGUCAUUGAAUAUUCAUCAAAUAAGAA
Solanum stenotomum is the source of this 790-nucleotide messenger RNA. RefSeq names its product transcription initiation factor TFIID subunit 13-like. Lineage: Eukaryota; Viridiplantae; Streptophyta; Magnoliopsida; Solanales; Solanaceae. The transcript has 6 exons. Gene Ontology annotation, molecular function: protein heterodimerization activity. The record is from RefSeq and is a predicted model, not a curated record. The coding region runs from base 137 to 541 and encodes 134 amino acids. Gene Ontology annotation, biological process: transcription by RNA polymerase II.